Eleginops maclovinus (Patagonian blennie) is the source of this 987-nucleotide messenger RNA. RefSeq names its product empty spiracles homeobox 3 (gene emx3). The transcript is spliced from 3 exons. The record is from RefSeq and is a predicted model, not a curated record. NCBI's taxonomy places the organism in Eukaryota, Metazoa, Chordata, Actinopteri, Perciformes, Eleginopidae. Bases 256 to 987 code for a protein of 243 amino acids. Gene Ontology annotation, biological process: regulation of transcription by RNA polymerase II; central nervous system development; neuron differentiation. Gene Ontology annotation, molecular function: RNA polymerase II cis-regulatory region sequence-specific DNA binding; DNA-binding transcription factor activity, RNA polymerase II-specific. Gene Ontology annotation, cellular component: nucleus.
CCCGCUGCCCGCCGCCCUGCACCUCAAACCCGGCUGCAGCUCCCAGGAUCCCCGAUGCACUGAACAGAGACUUCUGGAGGAAGUUUGGUUUUUUUUUUAUCACCUGCACACACAGACACAGAGAGAGAGAGAGAGACGCCGCCCCGGACACGCAGGUGUGGGGAAACUUGAGGAUUUUUUGGGUUACUUUUUACGCACAGGAGGAGAUAUGGAGAACCUGGGAAUCUGAGAAUUGUUCACGUCUUCAUCUUUAAAAUGUUCCAUCACGGAAACACCAAGAAGUGCUUCACCAUAGAGUCCCUGGUGGGGAAGGAGGUGAGCGGCGGAGGAGGAGAUGAGCCCAUCCGGCCAACGGCGCUCCGCUUCCCGGACUCCCUGCACCCCGGGGUGUUCGGCUCCUGUUUCCCGGGGAGGACCUCUUCUUCUUCUUCCCUGUACGGAUCCUCCGGUCCGGACAUGGGGCUGCACCCGGACACACACACGCAGAGCCCCGGGGGAGGGCUGCCGCUGCACCCGCUGCAGAUCCCGGCGCAGAGCUUCUUCGGGCCCGGGCAGCACCGGGAGCUGGGCUUCUACCCCUGGGUGCUGCGGAGCCGGUACCUGGGCCACCGCUUCCAAGGGGACGACUGCAGUCCGGAGAACAUGCUGCUGCACGGCCCGUUCUCCAGGAAACCCAAACGGAUCCGGACGGCGUUCUCUCCGUCGCAGCUGCUGCGUCUGGAGCGAGCCUUCGAGAAGAAUCACUACGUGGUCGGAGCCGAGAGGAAGCAGCUGGCCAGCACACUCUGCCUCACCGAGACACAGGUGAAGGUUUGGUUUCAGAACCGCCGGACGAAGCACAAGCGUCAGAAGCUGGAGGAAGAGUCUCCUGAAGCUCUGCAGAAGAGGAAGGGCAGUCAGCACAUCAAUCGCUGGAGGGCGGCCACACACCAGCCUGGGGGUGGGGGGGGCGGGGGGGACGACGUGGACGUACUCAGCGAGGACUAG